Messenger RNA from Crotalus tigris (Tiger rattlesnake), 11069 nucleotides. RefSeq names its product ring finger protein 150 (gene RNF150). NCBI's taxonomy places the organism in Eukaryota, Metazoa, Chordata, Lepidosauria, Squamata, Viperidae. The transcript has 7 exons. Bases 683 to 2029 code for a protein of 448 amino acids. The record is from RefSeq and is a predicted model, not a curated record.
UUAGCCUUAGGGGUAGGAAUGUGGAGACGGAAAUGCUCUCGGAUUCGAGCCAGGGCUGCCGCGACGCUUCCAGGGGCUCACCUUGCCGGCGGCCUCCCGCCUCAGCGCGCCUUUGCCCUGCCUUCUCCUCGUCUACCGGCAGAGGUCAACCCUGCUUCUCCGGGACCGAGCUGGCUCCGAAGCGGAGCGGCGGGAGCUCUUGACAUCACAUCCAGACUCCUCCUGCGCACGACCCCUUCCAACUCUUCAACUCCCCCCUUUCUCUCCCCCAAACAAAACAUUUCCGCUGGCGAGAGUCGGCCGUAAACCUAGCCGGGCAGGGCCGGGGAGGAAUGGGAGAGAGCAAGAGCAGAAGUCGAGUCGACGCCGCCGGAGCAGCGCGCCGAGCCCGUCUCUCCGGGGCUUUUCCUUUUCCUUCCAAAAGCCCCGCCGGGACCGAAAAGGCGCCCUUUUGGCCAAGCGCGCCAGCCGAAACCUCCCGUCUUCCUUGAGCAGCCGGCGGCUGCAGAGGCGAGAGGCGAGGCAGGCGGGAGGGCUCGGGCGGGCCACGGAUCGAAGGCGCCGCCGAGACGAAAUGCCAGCCUUCGAGUUGCAAAGGUGAGGCGCUCGCCCAUCUUUCUCGGCUUCGCGCGGACCGGCGAGUUCCCCCCACGCGCCUCCCCGCGCGCGCGCGCUCGCCCCCAUGCAGACUCGCGCACGGGGGGUCGAGCAGGAGCCGCCGAAGAUGGCCAUGUCUGUGAUACAAGCGUGCCGCAGUCUGGCUCUUUCAACAUGGCUGCUUUCCUUUUGUUUCGUGCAUCUGCUCUGCCUGGAUUUCACCGUGGCCGAAAAAGAAGAAUGGUACACCGCCUUCGUGAACAUCACUUAUCCAGAUCCCGGCGGCGGCGGCGGCGGUGGCGGCAGCGAGCUGCGUAGCGAAAAAACGGAGUGUGGCCGCUACGGGGAACACUCGCCCAAAAACGAGGUCUGGGGACAGGUGGUGAUGACCUCGGCGACCGCUGACAGACAAGCUUGCGACCCCAAUGCGAGGUUCGCCGUGCCCGGGUCCGGCAAGCUCUGGGUCGCCCUUGUUCCUAAAGGGAAUUGUACUUACAAGGACAAGAUUCGGCACGCCGCCUCCCAAAAUGCCUCGGCCGUGGUCAUCUACAACGUUGGCGCCAGCAAUGCCAACGAGACGAUUACGAUGCCCCACGCAGGUAUUGAUGAUGUUGUGGCGAUAAUGAUCCCUGAGCCAAAGGGGAAAGAAAUAGUGAGCCUAUUGGAGCGGAAUAUUACUGUAAUGAUGCACAUAACAGUGGGAACCCGUAACCUGCAGAAGUAUGUUAGUCGUACUUCUGUGGUGUUUGUAUCCAUCUCCUUCAUUGUGCUGAUGAUCAUCUCCUUAGCAUGGCUGGUCUUCUACUACAUUCAGAGGUUCAGAUAUGCAAAUGCCAGAGACAGGAAUCAGCGUCGUCUUGGAGAUGCUGCAAAGAAAGCAAUCAGCAAACUCCAAGUCAGAACAAUAAGGAAAGGAGAUAAGGAAACAGAGUCUGAUUUUGACAACUGUGCAGUAUGUAUUGAGGGUUACAAACCAAAUGAUGUUGUCAGGAUCUUGCCUUGCCGGCAUCUCUUUCACAAAUCUUGUGUAGAUCCAUGGCUUCUAGAUCAUCGUACCUGUCCUAUGUGUAAAAUGAAUAUACUAAAAGCACUAGGGAUUCCGCCUAAUGCAGAUUGUGUGGAUGACAUCCCUCCGGAUUUUGAAGCUUCUAUAGGAGGACCACCAACCAAUCAGAUUACAGGAGCUAGUGAUAUCACUGUGAAUGAAAGCUCCAUAGCAGUAGAUACUCCCAUCCGAACAGUUGGAGUAUUACAAGUUAUUCAGGAUGCAGAUCCUCUUCUGCAGGCUGGGGAAAGUAACAAUACUACAAGCAGUGAGCAAGAACCAGCAGUUAGUAGUGAUUCAGAUAUUUCAUUGAUUAUGGCAAUGGAGGUUGGACUCUCUGAUGUGGAGCUUUCCACUGAUCCAGACUGCGAGGAGGUGAAAUCCUGAAAAAAAGGAAACUAUCAAAACAUCCUUCUACUAAACUAACAGGCAGUAGCAGGAAGAAGAAAUCAGUUGUGGUACACACAAUUAUCCAUAUACAUAUGUGCACAUAUGUAAGAUUUGGGUCAGUUGUGUAUACAUGAAUACCCAUAUACACACGUGCACAUAUGUAAUUGUAUGACCUGCAAAGACUUCCGGAACAUUAUGUGAACUCCACUUAAUUCUAUUCUGGGAUGGUCAUGAAAAGCAAUAGUAACAGACGUGUCUGCCUGGAUGCAGUUUCAUUAACAAUUAUAUUUGUUCAUUUCAUUGAAAAGAGAAGUUGAAAAUGUAUUGUUCUAAUCCAGGUGCCAGAAGAAUAUGCCCCUGCUUGGUGGUUUAGAACCAUAUAACCAUAUAACUGAUAUGAAGUCCCCCCCACACACACAUCUUUGGUUUUUUUUUAAACAAAAGGGAUACCAGAAAAUGAUUAUAGCUGAUAUUGAUGGACAUUAUUUUUCUUUCUUCUUAAUAACCCAAGCUUAUUCAAAUAUUCAGUUCAGAGAUCGGAACAUUAUGGUGUGUCACAAAAAUGUAUGUAUGCCAGGUAUUUUCUACAUGAAGAAAGCAUGGCUUCAGGAAGAAAUGGUGCUUCCAACUUUGACUUGAUUUGAAGACUCUUUUUAUUAAGAUAUUAUUGGCCCUUGGAGAUCUGUGCUUCCAGGGUCUUUCAGACAGGAGAACAGAGACUGGUUUGAUAGAGGUUGGCAAAUUGUUACUUAAUCCUGCUGGGUCCCACUCUGAGCUUUAAGACGUUGAUGUAUGACUUCUGAGUGAGAGAAGAUGCAUGAAGACAACAAUCAGAAUGAAAUUAAAGGUCAACCAAUAUAUGUGGCUCUUUGUACUACUAUAUACUCUUCAUGCCUUAAUGGCUUUCACAGUGAUUGAUUUGAAAUUAGCUUUACUUUAAAAAAAAAAAAGCUUUCCCAAGAACUUUCUGACCUAUGAAUGAGUGGAAUUUAUUGAUAAUAUUUGUGGUUAGAUGGAAAGAAAAUAAAAAUGUUGUAGGAGGGCAGCAGGGGUAUGGUAGUUUAGGGUAGUUACCAAUGGACUCAGAUUGUUUAUCACACAAGGUAUACCUUGAAAAUCAUUUUAUCCCCUCAAAAAAACAUUAUUAGUUACUCUUAUUUUACAAGUGAAAGUUUUCCCAGUUUCCAAACAACUUUUCAAUGAUUGUGGAAAAGAACACUCAGACACAGCCUGAUCUUUAUUUAUACAACUCCAUUUUAAUAUUGUUGGAUAAAUAACCAGUAAUCCAAUUCAGGGAGAUCCUUUCAUUCCUAGAAAAGAGUAAAAUUGUACUAAGAAUGAACUGCUUUCCUAAAUACCCCUAAAUCAAAUUGAUUGUACCACAUUUAAAUUCACCUUAAAAUUAUUCAGAAAGUCUCAGGCACUUUUAUUAUGAUAUGUGAAAAUAUGCUACAAACACCUUUUAUUGUUGUUUAUACUCCUGAUGUGGAGUAUGUAGGCUAAACCUAGAAAAGUUUAGAUGUAAAUGAAAAGGUGAUUAUUCAUAAUCUUAUUUCUGAAUCACAAUUUAAAACUGAAACAUUCAAACCAAAUUCACUAAAAGUUGUUUGUUUUUCUCUAAUUAAUAUAUGUUGAAAAUAAGUGCCAUUAGCUGCUGGAAUUUAAGCGAUCUUGUUUUAUGCUAUCACUUAAUGAAGAACAAUUCAUAUUUUAAUCAAAGUACUUAAGAAGGACUUUUCAUCUUAUUUUGUCACAAAAGGUUAAGCUAAUACUUCUGACAAUAAGAAUAGUAAUUUCAAUCAUAAUAGAUAAACAGAGGUAACAUAGUCACUUGUACUUAUAAACUGAAUAGACACAGACUGUUCUUUCUUCCUAUAGUAGAAUAGUAUUAUAAGAAUUCAUCCAUAGGUGAGCAAAAAGUAGAUAUAGAUUUACUUAAUGGAUCCCAAGUAACUGGCUAUUGAUCAGUAACUACUCCUGAUACCUGUAUAGUGAACAGUAGCUGCAAAAGGCCCUUCCCACCUUAAAUUGCCAUUUGAUCAAAGUAUUGUUUCUUCAUCAAAAGACUAUGCAUUGCAACCUGAUUCAAUAGUUGAACUUUUAGCCCCAUAUGUUUCUAAAUCCCAAAGUCUGACUUCUGUAUCAGCCUCCAGCUGGUGAAUCCAAAGACAGAAAUAAUGGCAGUAUUAAAUCCUUGAAAACAGAGAUUUGCUAACCUCUGAAAUUAUCCCAUGUGUUCUCUUGUUACUUUUCUUAUAUUCUGAUUUUCCUCUCUCUGCAUUUAGUUUUCCUAAUAUGCUAUUCUGUUAGGAAACUGAACAAUGAAAUAAUGGCCAAGCUUUGUAUCCCGCAUGAUUUAUCAUGUUCCACAAAAAUUGGAAACCUUUUAGUGCAAAUGUCAUCAUUUAUGCCAUUUCUUCCUAUCCCAGAACACCUUUGGAUUCCAGCAUACUUUGCGAAAUGCCACCUGGGACAGUGCUAAGAACUGGCAUUAAAUCCAAAUGUGGAAAAUGUUGAAGAUACCGUCUGCUUCCAUCUUUCUUUGUUUGGGAUGGGAAUGAAAACAUCGUAUGAAACCUAGUUUUAAUCUUGUGAAUAGUGCAAGUAAAAAAUGAGUGUACCUGGGAAAGACAGUUAUCUACAUUGUAUCAAGGCUUGCUGUGGCAUCUGAUUUAUUAUAAGCACUGAAACUGCAAUUUUGAAAGCAAAUUGGUCUCUUUAAUAUCAUUGCCUUCAACAAAACAGCACUGAGAAAGAUCAGUCUGCCCCAUAAUGAGAAAUCUUCCCCCAAACUGAUUCAGUUCCAUUUGACUCUGAAACAACAUAGAAUCUAGAAAUAUUAGUAUUCUGUUUAUUGCUAUUUGAUGCAAAUUGAAUAAAAUUAAAUCCUCCUCUACUAAUACAAAAGGAAUCUUGGUGGGCAUAACUUGUGCUGCCACAUAUUGUUAACUGUGCCUGUGAAAAUGUACCUGUCAGAUGAUAAAGAUGUAGUUGUUUUAAUAUUGAAAGAGGCUACUCACUGUUCCAGUAUAUUCUUGUUUAAAAAUAUAAAGCAUCCCUGUCUUCAGUUCAAUUCAUUUCGAAGACAUGUGAGAUACUAUAUUAAUUAGUCAGGGACUUUACUACAUGGCUAUGUCCAGCUUUAUGUUAUCUAGUGUUGCAGUAAGAUGCAGUAAGUAUGCCUAUUUUGCUGUACUUGAUUGUUGACAUGUUAAACCAUGUUGUCUAUCUGCAUCCAGCCCAACUGCAAAGUUGGGUUAUGAUAAUCAAAAAUAAUAUUAGCUUGUAAACUGUCCCUAGGCCUGCCUGUGUUUCUCCUAUCUCACUCCAACCAUUUCCAUGUUAUCUGAGGGUUAACAACAUUAAUGACUUAUCAUUUUAAGCAGUAAAAGUCAUUAAGGCACAUAUACUGGUGGUAGAUAGAUGGUCAAUGAACAGCAUGUGUGACUUUGCACUAAGUCUGAUGUUUUUCUUUUCCAAUGUAACAAAUAGGGGGAAGUAUGUAAUACUCUAAAGAAGCCAAUUUGGUGCAGGGGUUUAAGGCAUCAGUUUAGAAACCAAGAGACCAUGAGUUCUAGUUCCACCUUACUGAGUGAUCUUGGGCUAGUCAGUUUCUCUCAGUCCUGAGAAGGAGGUAAUGGCAAAACACCUCUGAAAAACCUUGCUACAAAAACUGCAGGAACUUAUCCAGGCAGUGUCCAAGAACUGGGCAUGAAUGAAUGGAAGAAAUGAAUGGAAAAUACUGAUAUUGUGCACUACUUUAGAAAGAUGUUUUCUCCCUGUGUCAUUAAUUUAGACUAGCAGUAUUCAACCAAGAACAUUCCUUAUCAUCUGUAACUUCUUUCUUUGAACUAAAGAAAUCAGUAAUUAAAUGUUGCUGGGUUUUGUUUUUUGGCUGUCUGAGAAUGUGCUUAGUGCCAAUGAACUAAAGCUAUUGAGUGUUUUGGAUUUAUUAUUAAUCUUCCAAUUUACUGAAGAAGUCUUACCUAGUAACUGAUUAAAAGCAAUAGAAUAACCCAGAAAAUCAGUUAAACAUUAUUUUCUAAAUACAAUAGUUUUCAGGCAUAGAUAUAGAAAUAUAUAUAAAAGAUCUGAAAAAUAGCGAAGAUAGACCUGAGUAAUGGUCCUCAAACUGAUAUAGUUUUCUGCAUAAAGUCAGUUUAGAGGUCUGGCAAGAUAACCUGCCCCAGCCAAUUGAAUAAGAUAAAUCUGGUAGAGGGUGAAAGGGAUAUUAGAAGCUAAUGGCUGUUUGCUCUGAAAUGCUUAAUGUCUACAGGUUGCUUAAACCCCACUAACUAUUGAACAGAAUGUAACUGGAUGAGGUGUCUAAGGUUUUUGGACUGGCUUUCUACUUCUACCACCAAGAGCUUUGAGAAGAGAAAUAAUUAUUCUAUUGUAGUGAAAUGAUCUAAAUGUGGACUGUAUGUUGAUGGUCAACCAUGUGAUAACAGUAGUAACAUGUUGGAAGGCAAAACUACAGAUAUUCUGAAUGACCAUGCUAUCCUCAGAUGGCACUAUAUCAUUAAAGUAAGACCUGUCCAUCAGGAGCUCUCCAUCAUUCAGCUAUUGCGCAUGAAAUGCAGGAGGGGAAACGUAUCUGUAAUGUAGAGAGCAAAGUCUUUUGCUAGCUGUGUUGCUAUAUAUAGCUGGUUUUAUGAGAACGUAUACGAUAUUACAUUGGAUUAUCUAUUUAAUCAAAUUUAAUAAUACAGAACAAUCUCUGCCGAUGCACAAUUCUAAUAACUUCAUCAGUGUUAUUAAGAACAGACUUAUUUGAGCUUGUAAGAUCUUCCAGUAGUAUUUAUAAAAUCUUUCUCUGUUCUUGCUUACCACAUAGGGAGAGUAGUUCUAAUUUACAUUUGCACAAUACACAGUUGGUGAAAAACUGAGAUAUUAUUUUUCUGUAGUUCUUUCAAAAAUCACGGCCCACUAAGUAUUUCUAGCAUGCCAUUAAUAUAAACUGCAUCAUGAUCCUUGGAUGCAGUGUUGCUGCCACCUCAAGUGUAUUUUUACCAAGAAGUCUAUGAAGCAGGUACAAAAUAAUGCCUUUUCCAGCAUCUGCUUGAACAUAUUAUCGGUUACAGAGAGCUGGAAGAGAAUCAUGCUUCUGAAUGUGCUUCCAUUGGCAACCAGACAAAUCGAUAAUAAAGGAAAACACAGUUAAGAGGAUAGCAUAUGUACAGACAUGGAGAAACAACUGAUAUUGCUGGAAAUUAUAUAAAGACUCUGUCUAUUUUACUGACAGAUGUAGUUCUGAAUCUUCUGAAACAUUCCCCAAGUAUUCAUAUACAGGAUUUCAGUUGAGAAAGCUUUAAUACAACAUUUUGUUUUUUUAAAAGAAGUAUUUGUUAUAAGCAGGCCCUAGGAUAAUAGCAAACAGAAAAAAAAUUGAGCUGUAACAAACUUUGUUUUCAACUGAAGCAAUUGAUAUAAUAGUAAUGAUGAUGGUGAUGAUGAUGAUAUUUGCUAACAGCUACAUAGCAGAGGAAUGCCUCUGCUGUAAAAAUUCCAGUUUUUAGAACUUCUCUCUUAAUAUAUCUGUUGCUUUAGUAGUUGGAAAUUAAUCUCACCAUAAAAAUGCUGAAUCAUCCACAAGUGGGAUUGAGGGGAAAGUGAUGUCCAUUAUUAUUUUUAAAAAAGAUGAAAAGGAAAUUGUAUUGAAAAUACUAAAAAGCCUCUUGAAAAAUCCAAUAUUUAUAACGUACCAUUCUCAGCAAAUAUUUUUUGAAAUGUCUCUUACAAGAAUGUAUGUGUGGAAGACUAAAAAAAAAAAGAAACUGAACAUUUUUUCUUCCUGUUUGCUUCUUUUGUAUCAUGUUUGUUUGUUUUGAAGGCAUCAAAUGUUACCCAUUUCUUUUGCUGCAGUGGUUUACUGAUGUGAAAUAUCAAAAUGUUUUUUACAUGUACAUAGUAUCAUUUCUUCUUCCCUUUUUCAUGGCUAAGCCAUCUGAUGAAGGUAUUUACCAUUUUAUAAAUAGAAUAAAAUGUAAAGCAGGAAUUGAUUUGGUGGGUGGGGAGGGCUGUUAUUUUUAUAGCAAGAUGUUCCUUGUACUUAUUAGCAUUUUAAAAUAAUUUUGUACUUGUCAAACUGUACAUUCCAUCCAUUUCUCAAAAAUAUUUUUUAUUUAAAGUACUUUAUAAACACAAAAACAUUUGAUAAAGAAUUUCAUCAAUAAAGACAAAAAUAUUUGGAUUACAGUAUUAGCUCCAAAGUUUUCUCCUGCUGUAUCAUAUAGACUGCACACUAUACCAGCAAAUGCCAAUUUAAAAACAAUACUAGAAAAAUUCCUUUUAAAUAAUGGCAACUAAAUUAUUUUUAAUUACAUUUUUUUUGCAAUUUCUGUUUUUUAACAAAAAAUUGCUUCUAUUUGCUGGAUUUGGAAUAUUUCCCAAUUUAUAUCUGAAUGAGGAGCGUGCUUUGACAGCACUUUUGCUGAGUUUUAUUCAGGUGUACUGUUUGCUCUUCAGAAUUAUGCUCAGGAAAACCUUUGUUUUUCUGUUUAAAGCUGGAUUCAGCUCUGUCUAUGCUGAUUGCCUAGUAUUCUGUAAAGCCAUAAGGCCAUUUCCUCUUUCACUCAUCUAAAAGUUGUUGUAGCAUUAAUUCAUUGUUUAAAAAUUUAUAACUGUGCUUUAAAACCAGUUUAAAAAUAGAGAGUGGAGAUUACAUACACACAUGAAUAUGACACUGUAAACAAGAACUCUUCAGAAUUUUGGCUUAUUAGCAAACAAGCAACCUGGUUCCUACAAAUGGAGGAAGAAAACAACUGCAAAUUAAAAAGAAGCCAUGGUUUGGCUUUGAGCUUUCUCUCUGCCUUGUUUCAGAGGACAAAACUGAAUCUCCCAUUUGAAUUACAUUAAACCUGCUAUUUGUUAACAAUAUCUGCCUAGACUAGAGGAAGAGCUAUCAAGAUGACCAGGGUCAGUGCUUGUGCUGACCAGUGUCUUGAUCAGUAGCAAGCCAAUAUUCUGAAGAAGUCAGGGAUGGCUAAAAUCAGUGCUUUUUUUCUGGGAAAAAAAAAAAAGGUGCCGGAACUCACACACGUCAUACAACCCGCCUUGCCUACCCUACAAGGUUCCAUCCCCAAAAGGUGCCGAAACUCCGUUCUGGGCAUUCUAUGAGAAAAAAAGCCCUGGCUAAAAUAAUCAGAAGAAAGAAUACUGUAAUCUGUCCUUGCCAUUCCAAAUACUUGAGACAGGCUGGCCUUUCAGUCAUGCUAAUAUGUGAAGUGCUAUAUAAACUGAUUGUAUUAAACAGAAAAACCUAAGGCGAUGAAAUUGUUAGAACAGAUUGCGUGCUUGAGGGGGUGUUGUUUUCAUGUGCUUUGUUUUUGUUGAGUAAGUCUCCUCUAAAAGCCUACUAUCUUUUAAGAUUUAGCUAUUCUAGGUCCCCCCCCCCGUUUGACAGAGGAAAACAAUCCAGCACAACUUACAGCCUAGUCUUCAUUCUUUAACUUGAUUAGCAAAAUAGAGAGGAAGAUGGAAAUCAUCACAAUCGCCCAUUAAUAUUUGCAUAGGCAAAGGUUUGUGAAGCAUUUGUUUUCCAACAAUAUUUAGUGAAGUGUUGCAAAUAUAUUUCAGUCACUAGCAUAUCUCCUGUUACUUUAUUUCUGUAGCUUUUUUAUGUCUCUCACCUUCCUUUCCAAUGCACUUUAUAUCACUUGGAAAAUGUGGGAGUCAGACACUAUCACUAAAGGGAUUUGCCUAAAAUCAAGAGGAAGGCACUUUGGUUUUUCUUUAUUGUUGUCCUUUCUGUACUUUUCAGUUGAGACAGUAACUUCGUGAGGGUCAGGAGAAAUAUUGGAAAAACAUUAUUCGGUAGUAAAACAUGGCUAUUUUUGUUAUAUAGAGAAUUAUAAUGUAAAUAUGUGAUUCUGUGUUAUUCUGUAUUAGUAAAAUAUUGCAACUGUAAAAGCUGAAGGACUGAGUUCUAAGCAAUUUUAUUGCAAGGAUUUUUUAAUAAAAAUAUCUGAGAAGUGUCAUACAUUUUUCUUAACAAAUGUAUUGGUUGAACUUAAUUUCUCACAACAGCAAAACUUGAAAUCAUCUCACAUACUACUCCUGGGUGCUACAAAUUAUAAUCUACAAAAAUCCAUGGAAUUUGAUGGAACCAUUCAAUUGAAUUUUCACAUUUUCUUGUGUUAAUAUAUUUUCUAUGUGGAGAAAAAGGAAUUAAAAAUUGUUUCUCAUAACAGCUGCAGUAAAAGAAACUUAAUUCAGCAGCCACUUCAUAGAAUUUUGUAUUUUAUACAAAGAAAAUUGUAUCUUAUAAUCAACGAGGUUGCAGUAUUAAUUACAAAUAAAAAACAGGUAAAAAAAAACAGUUUCCUGCCCAAAUGCCAAUGAUUCCAGGUACCUCUUCAGUGUUUUAAGUCUGGAUCUCGUCCAUGUUUAAGAAUUUUGUAUUAUUCAGAAAUUAAAUACAAAUAGUCACAAAGAAAAAAUAUACAUGGAAAAAGGAAAAUUCAAUAAAAUAUUUAAAAACUACUUGGUUAUAAAUUUUAUUAUUUCCUUCCACUGUGCCCAACUGAUAAUUACAGUCAAUAUAUUUAUAAGUAUUAGAAAUUGUUUUCAAUUUCUAUAAGUACUUUUAUUUAUUCCUUCCACCACUUAGGAGUUGUAAGUAUAUGCUUGCCUUGUGGUGUAAUGUGUGAUAUAUAAGUCAGCCAUUCUUGCUUAAAUUGAGUUAAGCUUCUGUUAUGAAUUAUACUGUUAAUUUUGUAAUUGUUGCAUAUUCUCCAAGUUUAGUUUUCCAGUCUGAUAUCGCAAAUGGAUUGCAUCCAUUGAUAAUAUUCUGGAACUAUAAAAAAAUUAAAAAGGUAUAACGUAAAUAAGUGAUAGAACAAUUUAAAUGAAUGGUAUACCUACAAUUGGAAAGUAAAAUGGCUGCAGUCUUGAAAAAUGGAAGUGAAUGUAUCAAAACACACACAUAUGUAUUCUUGUAUAAUUUCCACAAUCUGAAUUUACCAUUCUUUUAAAUUUAAGAUUAAAAGCAGUAACAUGUUUUCUUCAUUUAAAUAAAGAUUUUUUUUCUCAGUGA